AUGGCCAAGAAUAACCAGGAAAAUGGCGCAAAUGUGACAAGGGAAGAACUUGGAGACAAACGUAAAAUUAUGCAAAUAAUGGAGCGAUAUGAGGGCGAGCAGGGUCGCUUGGUCGGGAGUCAAAUGGAAGAGAAAGUGCGCUGCUCCAAUGAGGUGACGCAAUGGGCGGGAGUGCAAAGUGGCAGACGAUCAUCCCUCAGCUCUUUCAGGGAUGAGGGCGUAUUGUCACGAAAAAUACGGAUAGCUCCCGUACCGUACCAAACGGGUGAAACAUUGGGGCCAAAGGCUGUGGCUGAAGGUAAAACGGGAUGUGGCUCAGUUUACGGAGCAUUCUCAAGGAUCCUCAGGCACUAG
Messenger RNA from Histoplasma capsulatum G186AR, 354 nucleotides. RefSeq lists its product as uncharacterized. The coding region runs from base 1 to 354 and encodes 117 amino acids. Lineage: Eukaryota; Fungi; Ascomycota; Eurotiomycetes; Onygenales; Ajellomycetaceae. The transcript is spliced from 2 exons. The record is from RefSeq and is a predicted model, not a curated record.